AGGGCACCUCAGCCCCAGCUGCCCUGACCACCAGCCCCGUAGGGCAAGAGGACUGGCCACCAAGGGUGAGAGGUGUGUGGGGGCUGGCCCCCCGAGCCGCCAUCCUGGUCCUGGUUCCUACCGCGGUCCCGCUGGCUGGCUGGGACACUGAGCGGAUGUCUGCAUGGCUGCCCUGCUGAUGCCCCGCAGGAGCAAGGGGAUGCGGACGCGCCUGGGCUGCCUGUCCCACAAGUCCGACUCCUGCAGUGACUUCACAGCCAUCCUCCCCGACAAGCCCAGCCGUGCGCUCAAGAGACUCUCCACGGAAGAGGCGGCACGGUGGGCGGACUCCUUCGACGUGCUUUUGGCCCACAAGUACGGCGUGGCAGCCUUCCGAGCCUUCCUUAAGACUGAGUUCAGUGAGGAGAACCUAGAGUUCUGGCUGGCCUGCGAGGACUUCAAGAGGACCCGGUCAGCGGCCAAGCUGGCGUCCAGGGCGCACCGCAUCUUCGAGGAGUUUGUGGAUGUGCAGGCUCCACGGGAGGUGAACAUCGACUUCCAGACCCGAGAGGCCACGAGGAAGAACAUGGAGGAGCCCUCUCUGAGCUGCUUUGACCAAGCCCAGGGCAAGGUGCACAGCCUCAUGGAGAAGGACUCAUACCCCCGAUUCCUGAGGUCCAAAAUGUACUUGGAUUUGCUGUCCCAGAGCCAGAGGAGGCUCAGCUAGGCCGGCACUCCCUGCCCCAUGCAGAUGGCUGAGGUCCUGCGGGGGGUCCCCAGGGUGGGUGAGGAGGGCAUGGGAGCCCUGCAGUGCUUCCCCUGGCCCCUGCUCUAGGUCCUGACCAAGGGGAGGCCGAUUCACUCCCAGGUCCAGCCGACUUGUAAAUAGCACAGGACGACGCCCACUG
Messenger RNA from Ochotona princeps (American pika), 887 nucleotides. RefSeq names its product regulator of G-protein signaling 8. The transcript is spliced from 6 exons. Bases 164 to 706 code for a protein of 180 amino acids. The record is from RefSeq and is a predicted model, not a curated record. Lineage: Eukaryota; Metazoa; Chordata; Mammalia; Lagomorpha; Ochotonidae.